This is a messenger RNA of Malania oleifera, 2381 nucleotides long. RefSeq lists its product as uncharacterized. The transcript has 5 exons. Gene Ontology annotation, molecular function: protein dimerization activity. NCBI's taxonomy places the organism in Eukaryota, Viridiplantae, Streptophyta, Magnoliopsida, Santalales, Ximeniaceae. The coding region runs from base 3 to 2294 and encodes 763 amino acids. The record is from RefSeq and is a predicted model, not a curated record.
UUAUGCAGCCUAUGCUUGAUAUUGCUGCAGAGGUUGGAAAGGGGGUGAAGGGUCCAUCACCCUAUGAGAUAUCUGAAAUUUAUUUGGAGCAAGAGUAUCAAGAAAUGAAAAAUUAUAUAGCUUCUUUUGCUGGAAUUUGGAAGGAAAGAGGUGUAACACUUAUGUGUGAUGGUUGGUCAGGACCAACUAGAAAACACAUUAUAAACUUUUUAGUUUAUUGUGAUAGAGGCACCGUGUUUCAUAAAUCAGUUGAUGCCUCUGAUGUGCCAAGCAGAACAGCUGAAUAUUAUUUCAGAUUAAUGGAUGAGGUGGUUGAAGAAAUUGGAGAGGAGAAUGUUGUCCAAGUAGUGACUGAUAAUGAAGCUGCAAUGAAGGCAGGAGGAAAAUUAUUAAUGCAGAAGAGGCCCAAUCUCUAUUGGACAGCAUGUGCAGCUCAUUGCAUAGACCUUAUUCUUGAAGAUAUUGGUAAGAAAAGUAACGUGAAGAAGGUCUUAGAAGAUGCAAGAACAAUAACCUCAUUUAUUUACAACCACACAUGGACAGUGAAUUUCAUGAAGAAAUUCACAAAUAAUAGAGAGUUACUUCGCCCUGCCAUCACUCGAUUUGCCACAAAUUUCAUUGCUUUGGAGACUAUUGUCAGGCAUAAACAAGCACUAAGGGAAAUGUUUACAUCUGAUGCUUGGAAAAACUCAAGGUUUGGAAUGGCAAAAUCAGGCCCAGCAUAUGAUUCAAAGAAAAUUAUCUUAGGCAAAGAGUUUUGGCAAAAGGCCUCUGAUAUAAUUAAAGUGCAAGAACCCUUGGUGAAAGUUCUUAAAUUGGUUGAUGGUGAUGAAAAACCAACCAUGGGCUUCAUAUACGAGGCAAUUGAUAGGGCGAAGUUGGCCAUUCAAAAAGAUUGCCGGUUUUACAAAGACUAUUGGAAAAUUAUUGACAACCGGUGGAGUUUUCAGUUGCACCAAGAUUUGCACGCUGCUGGGUAUUUUUUGAACCCACAAUUUCUUUAUGGUGCCCCACCCUCUCCUGAAGUUGCUAGAGAAGUCAUGGAUGGAGUUAAAAAAGUGAUAACCAAGUUGGUACCCGAUAUAGAUACUCAAAUUCGGGCUAUUAAUCAAUUGUUGCUAUAUCGAGAUAGGCAGGAGACUUUUGGAACCCCGUUGGCUCAAAGGGCAGUGAAACAAACAAAUCCUGCUGAAUGGUGGAUUCAUUAUGGCUUGUGUGCUCCUGAGCUCCAAAGAAUAGCAAUUAGAGUUCUUAGCCAGACCACAUCAGCUUCGAACUGUGAGCGUAAUUGGAGCACCUUUAGCCUCAUCCAUACGAAAACAAGAAAUAGAUUAAAGUAUAUGAGACUACAAAAACUUGUUUUCGUACAUUACAACAUGAGGUUAAAGUUAAGACGUACAAUGAGAAGAAGCCAACGAGAAAUUGAAGAGGGUUUCAAUCCUAUCAAUUUGGACUACAUUUUCGAAGAAGAUGAUCCUUUAAGUCAAUGGUUAGAGGAGAGAGAGACACCACUACUCGAUGGUCAGGACAAUUCAAAUUGGUUAAAUGAAGAGGUUGGUGGUACUACAGAAGGAGGUGAUCAACCACCAAUAAACGCGCAUGAUGAUUCAGGUUCAAGCCCUGAACGUACACAAAGUGAUGACAAUCUUGGUUUGAGCCCACCAAGUGAUGAUGAUGGUAAUAGUGGUGCUGGAGCUGGGGUUGGGGGGGGUGGCAGUGGUGGUGGUGGAGGCGGCGGUGUAGAAUAUAAUUAUGGAUAUGAUACAGGGACAUCAUUUGGAAGGGAUAUAUAUCCUUCUGAUCCUUAUGGAUUACAUGACAUACCUGAAAAUUAUGACUUGGGUAUUCCUCCAGGGAACCAAUCUUCACAACCCAGGAGAAGGAGGAGUGCUCGUGGUGACCCUAGCGAUUCUACUGAAGAUUCAUAUGGUGUGGUUCGUAGUUUUGGCGACUUUGGUUUAGAUGGUUCAUCAUCACAAUCAUUUGGAUCUCAUCCAGCAUAUCCACAUUAUGCAUCUCGUGACUCACAUUUUUAUCCCAGUGGAUUAGGAAUCUCAGGAUCUAGUGAGUCUUCUUCUACACACUACCCAGAGCCAGCCCCUGCCCCAACUUAUAGACAUUAUUCAGGAGAAUUUUCAUCACCAGUACAUUUUCAAGAGCAACAACAAAAUGAUGCAAACUUGGGUUCAUUCAACUAUGUAUUUCCACAAGGAUGGGGAGAUAAUUUCCCAUCCCAAUCUCAAGAUACAGAUGCAAAUUAUGAAGACCCUCCACGUCAUUCUUUUUGGUGGUGACAUGUGUUAUAUUAUAAAUUUGUAAUAUUGUAUUCAUGUAUUUUCAAUUAUUUAUUGAUAUUUGAUAUUAAUCACUUUUUAAAUUCA